Molecule: messenger RNA, 757 nt
Organism: Pseudogymnoascus verrucosus
Lineage: Eukaryota; Fungi; Ascomycota; Leotiomycetes; Thelebolales; Thelebolaceae
Exons: 2
Coding region: 132-530 (132 amino acids)
Source: RefSeq, a predicted model, not a curated record
UGAAAGCUGCACCAGACUAGACGCUACUAUUUGGACUGGGUGUGAGUAAUAUCGCGGCACGACCCUCGUCAUCCCCAAGCUCAAACUCCAAACAUACAGCUUGCAAACUCACAACCUAAUUCUUUGAAACAAUGGCCGAAAGAAGACUCAUAAGAAGCGGCUUCGCAUUUGAAGAAACCAUCGGGUACUCUCGAGCCGUAGUAACCGGAUCAUGGAUCAUAGUCUCAGGCACAACAGGCUACGACCACGCCACCGGCAAAAUAUCCCCAGACAUCGUCGAGCAGACCGAACAGAUAUUCCGCACCAUCGAUAAAGCUCUGCGUGAGGCGGACGCGACCAUGGCAGACGUCGUACGGGUCAGGUAUAUCCUGCCGGAUGCAAAGCAGUUCCCGCUGUGCUGGCCGGUGACGAGGAAGUGGCUGGGGGAGGUUAAGCCGGCGGCGACGAUGAUUCAGGCUGGGUUGAUGGACGAAGAGAUGAAGAUUGAGAUUGAGGUUACGGCCAGGCGCGGUGACUCGGCGGAGGAUUAGAGAUUACCUGGUUGAAAUGGAGAUCCCGCCAGCAAUGGAUGCCUGUUUGAUGAUGCGCCUCGGAGAAGGGAAACGUCACCCUCAAGCAAGUGAAGCCACUUGAGGACACUAGAGUGCUGUAUCUAAUAUCUGCGGGGACUUCCUGGCUCCCGCGGCUCUUCUAGCAUUUAUGUUCGCACUGUACCGUAGACGAAAUAUCAAAACAUAUCAAACUGGCAAAAUAAGAG